This is a messenger RNA of Dujonia railenensis, 417 nucleotides long. The record is from the annotation of a GenBank genome assembly. Lineage: Eukaryota; Fungi; Ascomycota; Pichiomycetes; Serinales; Debaryomycetaceae.
AUGAAUAGUGAUGUAAUGGCGAGAACAAUCAGUGAUGCACAGCUGCGAAUUUUACUAGUGCUAAAUGGUAGGAAUACGGAACACGCACUGAAGCACUACCACUGCAACGGAGCACAGCGCUCUUCUCAAACAAUAUUCUCCACUAGCGACAUCUUUCAGCACCCUGCUCUCACGCUCCCAUCUAAUCAUCACGCUCCUUUAUAUGCUAUGCUGCACCCUGUGCUCCCUGUUCCACUGCUCCUGUUCUACUGCUCCUGUUCUACUGCUCCUGUUGCACUGUUCCCUGUUGCACUGUUCCCUGUUGCACUGUUCCCUGCACCUGCUCACGUUACCUUCGCAUUCUCCAGCAUUUUAUUUUAUUUUUAUUUUAUUUUUAUUUUUUUUUUUUUUUUUUUUUUUUUUUGUUCUCGUCAUUAA